Molecule: messenger RNA, 2415 nt
Organism: Aspergillus bombycis
Lineage: Eukaryota; Fungi; Ascomycota; Eurotiomycetes; Eurotiales; Aspergillaceae
Product: rRNA (cytosine-C5-)-methyltransferase RCM1
Exons: 4
Coding region: 1-2415 (804 amino acids)
Biological process (GO): rRNA base methylation
Cellular component (GO): nucleolus
Molecular function (GO): metal ion binding; methyltransferase activity
Source: RefSeq, a predicted model, not a curated record
AUGGCUACUCACGUUCUCACCGCCACCGCGACUCCGGCCAACCAGAUCUCGGUCUACGGCCACCCGUCCCCGAUCAACACCGCCAAUAACUCUCCGACCUCCCCGCGUCAGCAGUAUCUCCCCCUGCAGACUCGCCAGUUGCGUCCACCCAAGGGACCUCUCUACGUCCCUGCUGCCUUGCGCCCAACGGAGCGUCCUCAGAAGGCUUCUCCCCCGUCUCCCCCUCGCAGUGUCCAUGGUUCCCUCGAUAGCUUGAAUGACGGCAGCGAGGAACCCCAGCCCGCCCUGACUCGUCGUUCCACCAUUGAGAGUGCGGUGAGCGAUGGCAUCAGCAAGUUGGCCCAGGAUGAAUGGAUGAAGCAUGAGCAUCUAGGUGAAGUCACUGGUCUUCCUACGAGAGAUCACUGGAAGGCGGACUCAGCCUCUCCCAAUUGUGACUCGCCCACAUGCCGCUCCUCUUUCGGUCUCUUCCUUCGUCGCCAUCACUGCCGUCACUGCGGUCAUGUCUUCUGUUCUUCUCACACUCCCCACGUCGUUCCUCUCGACCAGGAUGCUCGCUUCCACCCUGAAGGUGUCCCCUCUCGUGCAUGCGACCUGUGCUGGCAUGCCUUCCAGCGCUGGGAGGAGUCACGCAGCGAGCGUCUGAACAAGAUCCAGACCUUGAUCGACGCACAGAACACCAAGACCGAAGAAGCGGCCGAGGAGACCACGGAGCAUGUGGACAACAUCGAGGAGGAAUCCAGAAAGGCACUCACUGCGAUGCUGGAUCCUGACGAGCCCCUCCCCGACCGGCGGCUCCUUCAAAUCCCGCAUCUACACGCCCGCAACCUCAAAGCCAACCCGGCGCAAAUCUACGCCCUCACCAUCGAAGCCUCGAAAUGGGACACCGUCCUCAAGGAAGUAAUCGACCAUGCUGGCAUCCUGAAACUCGAGCCCAAGCUCACACCACUCCUGGCUCUCCUGCUGGUCCACGACCACCUGCUCGCGAAGAAUGGCAUCGCGGCGCCAAGCUCGCAUCCCAUCCGCCAGGCCAUCGAGCGCCAUAAGACGCGGCUAAAGGGCGAGUUCAUCAAGGCGCGGGUGCGCCGCGGAUGCGCAUCGAUCGCGCAGCUCAAGGACGCCGUGCAGAAGGAGAAACAGCCGCAGGGGUCGUCGGCGUUCUACCCGCGGUGGAUCCGGAUCAACAACGUGCGCACCACGGCAGAGAAACAGUUCGAGAGUACCUUCGCAUCGUAUACCCGGGUCAAUGCGCUGUCGGAGCUGGCGGUCAAGGACGACACGAAGAGGCUCUACGUCGACCCCCAUAUCCCGGACCUGGUGGCGGUGGCCCCUGGCGUUGACUUCACGGCCACCCCGGCGUACAAGAAUGGGGAGAUCAUCCUGCAGGAUAAGGCGUCUUGUUUCCCCGCGUAUCUGUUGUUCGGGGCGGGGAGUGUGUGGAGUGGCGGGGAUUUGGUAGAUGGGUGUGCUGCGCCGGGGAAUAAGACGACGCAUUUGGCGUCGCUGCUGUGCAAGAAUGACAAGAGGAAGCGGCCGCGACAGCGGAUUAUUUCCAUGGAUGCGUCGCAGGUGCGCGCGAAGACGCUCCAGAAGAUGGUCUCGGCGGCGGGCGCGGACCACUUUACGACGGUGCUUCCCGGACAGGACUUUUUGGCGCUGGAUCCUGAGGACGAGCGGUUCGAGAAGGUUUCUGCGUUGUUGCUGGACCCUAGUUGUUCGGGGAGUGGGAUCAUUGGGCGGGAUGAUGUUCCGAAGUUUGUGCUUCCGGUUUCGCCGGCGGAGGAGAGGAAGAAGCAGGGGAAGAAGCGGAAACGGGGCCAGGAUGAGACCGAGGGUGCUGCGGACGGGUCGGUGUCGAUGUCAGCUACGGAUGAGAACGAGAUGGCCAGUACGCAUAUGGACCAGGAGCGGUUGACGAAGUUGUCGAAUCUGCAGACGCGCAUUGUGGAGCAUGCCAUGUCGUUUCCGGCUGCGACACGCAUUACGUACAGUACUUGUUCUAUCCAUCUGACUGAGAAUGAGUCCGUUGUUGAGCGGCUUUUGGCCUCUGACGUGGCCAAGCGUUGUGGGUGGAGGAUGAUGCGCAGGGACGAGCAGCCGGAGGGACUGAGGACGUGGAAGCACAGAGGUGUGCGGACCGAAAGCCGGAGUGCCGCCGACAGCCAGACGCAGGACGGUACACAGAGCGCCGAGCUCAAGGUUGACCUCUCCGAUGAAGAGUUGGAGGGCUGCCUGAGAUGUUGGCCUGGCGAUGACGAGGGACUCGGUGGAUUCUUUGUUGCUGGAUUCAUCCGGGACGAGAGUCUAGCUGGUCAACAGGAGAAUCCUCAGGGUGAACCUGAGGACAAAGAUGAGGAUGAAGAUGGCGAAGAGGAAGACGACGACGAAGACGAAUGGGCAGGCUUCUCCGACUAG